Molecule: messenger RNA, 801 nt
Organism: Scomber japonicus (chub mackerel)
Lineage: Eukaryota; Metazoa; Chordata; Actinopteri; Scombriformes; Scombridae
Gene: pfdn4
Product: prefoldin subunit 4
Exons: 5
Coding region: 1-519 (172 amino acids)
Biological process (GO): protein folding
Cellular component (GO): cytoplasm; prefoldin complex
Source: RefSeq, a predicted model, not a curated record
AUGACGGAGAUUGGAAUCCAUGAAGACAAUGUCCCAAUUGUAGCCUAUAGCCUGCACAUUGAGGUGGGAGUUGGAUUCCCCUGUUUGGACCCCGAAGAAGCAAAGAUGGCAGCAACCAUGGCUAUGAAGGGACCUGUAGCUGUUGAAGAUGUUAAUGUCACGUUUGAGGACCAGCAGAAGAUCAAUAAAUUUGCGAGGAACACGAGUCGAAUGACGGAGUUAAAAAAUGAAAUAGAGGCAAAGAAAAAAUCCCUGCAGAACUUACAGGACGCCAGUGACGACCUGAUGAUGUUCGACGACGACGCUCUAUUGAUCCCUUAUCAGAUCGGUGACGUCUUCAUCAGCCACACCCAGGAAGAAACACAGGAAAUGCUGGAGGCUGCAAAGGAAAAACUGGAGCAGGAAGUGAAAGGGCUGGAGGAGCGAGUGUCAGCGAUACUGCAGGUUUUGGGUGAUCUGAAGGUCCAGCUCUACGCCAAGUUUGGUAACAACAUUAACCUGGAGGCAGACGAGAGCUGAGCAGUGGACAUGGACAUUGACAGCUGACCCAACAUGGACUUUUCUUUUUCUUCUUUUUUUUUUUUUUCUUCCACGCAGCCCUCUCUUAUAUCCGAUCCACACGACGUUUGCCAAAUCAAACAUCCAGCAUAGUAACACGAGCUUAGGUUUGUAGCUUGUGGCUUAUCUUCGUUUACACAGAUGAUGUAUGUGUCUUCACUUUUUUUUAAAGUUUUUUUUUUUUUGGCCGAACAGAUGCACGUGAAUAACAACGGUAAAUAAAUGCACAUCAUUUCUAACGUA